Aedes albopictus (Asian tiger mosquito) is the source of this 1257-nucleotide messenger RNA. RefSeq names its product delta(3,5)-Delta(2,4)-dienoyl-CoA isomerase, mitochondrial. Gene Ontology annotation, cellular component: mitochondrion. The record is from RefSeq and is a predicted model, not a curated record. Bases 244 to 1197 code for a protein of 317 amino acids. The transcript has 3 exons. NCBI's taxonomy places the organism in Eukaryota, Metazoa, Arthropoda, Insecta, Diptera, Culicidae. Gene Ontology annotation, molecular function: delta(3,5)-delta(2,4)-dienoyl-CoA isomerase activity.
UGCACUUCGGUUCAGUUUGUUUCGUUUGGUCGCUCUAAUACAGGCACAGCAGAGAGCACAAUCAAAACAGCUAUCUGGCGAAUGGGAAAAGUAUACAUAAGACUAGACGACUUUCAUAACUACAAGCACACACAUCAUCGCCUCCGAUCAAAGUCCAUCAUUAUCUGAGGUGAAUCCAUUGGAGCUUCACAUUGCAUUUUUGUUCUAGAUUUUCUGUGUUAUUUUACCAAUUUUACAGUGAAAAUGAUGAAAAAUUGUGUGACAGCUUUGCAGAAAUCUGCAAAAAUGUUGAGUCACUCAACAGGUCCUGUUUCCGUGAUUGUUAAAAAUCAAGCUGUUCGUUCCCUAUGUUCCGCCGCCAGCAAGUACAAUUUCGAAACCCUAAAACUGUCUACGCCACAGCCGUUCGUCGUGCACGUGGAGCUGAACCGUCCGGAUCGGCUGAAUGCCUUCAACAAGCGCAUGUGGAUCGAGCUGGGCCAAUGCUUCAGCCAGCUGCACGACGAUCCGGAUUGCCGUGCGAUCGUUCUGUCCGGAGGCAGUGCCAAGCACUUCACCGCCGGAAUCGACCUGAUGGACAUGAUGAAACUGGGCCAACAGUUGGGCGAGAUCGAGGACAUUGGGCGGAAGGCUAGGCUGUUCGAAGGGCUGAUCAAGCUGUACCAGGACUCGAUCAGUUCGCUGGAACGGUGCUACAAGCCGGUGAUCGCGGCGGUUCACACUGCAUGCGUGGGUGCUGGUGUGGAUUUGAUUACGGCGGCCGAUGUGCGUUACUGCACCCGGGAUGCCUGGUUCCAGGUGAAGGAGGUGGACAUUGGAAUGGCAGCUGACGUGGGAACGCUGCAACGACUGCCCAAAGUGAUUGGUAGUCAAAGUUUGGCUCGGGAGCUCUGUCUGACGGCCAGGAAGUUCAAGAGCGACGAGGCCCAUGCCUGCGGUUUAGUAUCGAGCGUAUUCGAGUCACGCGAGGAGAUGGUCAAGAAGGCGAUCGAGCUGGCAACGCAGAUUGCUGGCAAGAGCCCGAUCGCGGUACAGGGAACUAAGAAAAACAUGGUGUACUCGUUGGAUCACACCAAUCAGGAAGGGUUGGAUCAGAUUCGGGAAAUGAAUAUGACCAACUUGCAGAGCGAAGACUUCAUAAAUGCCGUUAUGGCUCAGCAGAGCAAGGAUGAGAUGCCGGUGUUUUCUAAACUGUAGAUCAGCUAGAUCUUUGUUUUCAAGUUAAGGUAAAUGCAUUGUAUGUUUUGGUUAACAGGC